UAUGUAUGCCAAAAACAUAACAUCAAUACAGAUCAUGAAGUAAGAUUUUGAUCGUAGCCCUUCAACUUAUAAGUAGGUUGGGUGCCCUGACGAAAGCCAUACCCAAUGGCUUCAUCCUCCCACAAUCUUUCUCGCGAAGCUGGUCUUCCUGGUUCCUUCCGCUGGCAGGAUUUUACUUCCUCAGAAGAUCCUGAGAAUGUACAAGUACUUGAACAGGCUCAAUCAUCACGGUGGUCCCUCAGCACGGCCGGCACUCCCCUUGAAGGACUAUUUCCUUCGAAUCCCCGAUCUGUUUCCCGCUCAAAGCUGGUCGCAGCGAGUACUUCCAUGUCGGAUCUGCGCGCAAAGUCAUUAUACGAUGAAUCAGGCCGCAAGAAGGCGCUCUUGAACAAGUUUCGGAGACACGCCGACCCUCUUAUCAUACCUUCGGCGAAAAAACCUCAUCCUCUCACACUCACGGUCGGGAUGUACGGUGAAAGGGUCGGUACAAAGUACAUCGAAAGUUCGAUAUGUAUCACCCCAGAUAGCUCCAGCUCGACUACUAGUACUAGUCCCAUUGAAACUAGCAAAAGUUGGAAGAGGCGGAAAAAUUCCCUAGGGAAGAUCGUCACUUAUCCCACUAAAAUUCUAGGAAAGAUGUUGCCAAGACGAGGAGAUCACUCGAAGGAGAGUGGUGCACCUCCGCUUUUAGAAUCAUCGCCUACUAAGGAGCCACAACUGUCGUUGCGACGUGCAGAAACAGCGGUAAGGCGCCCUAAACGAUCGUCCGAGCUCCAAAGGCCGGAUGAACCUGUGAAACGCUGGUCAAUGGCCUCCACACAGGCAAUUAGAGCGGAGAGGUUCUCAUUUGAACACAGAAGCCGUCAGAAGGAUGCAAAAACACCUUCAGACGACAACGUCCAGAUACUACGAGAAAUAACACCCCCUCUUCCAGUGUUGGUGCGGUCUAUGACCCAGCCCGGCUUGCAGAGACGAGGCAAGGCAAUCCGAGCCGCGCCUAGCAACGCACCGAGACCGCCCUUUGAAAGGAGCAGGUCAGAGCGCCGCAAUCCUCAUUCAAGCCGUCCUACGUUCCCCAAUUUACGAGAGGAUCUUGCUAGCGAGUCGUUUUUAUCAUUCGCCGAAGAAAACAGCUCAGAGACAGUGGCAACUAUUGCCGAUCGGAUCGUGGCGAAAGAACUCGACCAACGCCAGCAUGAUAGCUGGGAUUUUUUGGAUUACUAUACUCAAUCUGGCGUACUGAAUGCAUCUUCGCCAGUCGAAUUCACUGCCUAGAGAUGAAGGAUGAAUUCCAUGACCCUCAUUUGUCGAUAAAGAGUGCCACAGCAAUGCCGAAGCGGAGCAUUAUUAGCUUCUCUUCUUCCACAUGCUCAUAGUCUUCAUAUUUUCUUUUGAUGCUGCCGAAAUGUAUCACUGAUAUAGGAAACUCAGGAAGCCUAGCAUAUAAGCACGCCGCUUUGUAAGUAAAGUAGGAAGAACGUUGAAGAACAACUCUCAUGAAUCUGGG
This is a messenger RNA of Lentinula edodes (shiitake mushroom), 1507 nucleotides long. RefSeq lists its product as uncharacterized. The record is from RefSeq and is a predicted model, not a curated record. The coding region runs from base 106 to 1275 and encodes 389 amino acids. NCBI's taxonomy places the organism in Eukaryota, Fungi, Basidiomycota, Agaricomycetes, Agaricales, Omphalotaceae. The transcript is spliced from 3 exons.